This is a messenger RNA of Fusarium venenatum, 1215 nucleotides long. RefSeq names its product ketol-acid reductoisomerase. The record is from RefSeq and is a predicted model, not a curated record. Gene Ontology annotation, molecular function: ketol-acid reductoisomerase activity. Gene Ontology annotation, cellular component: mitochondrion. Lineage: Eukaryota; Fungi; Ascomycota; Sordariomycetes; Hypocreales; Nectriaceae. Gene Ontology annotation, biological process: L-valine biosynthetic process.
AUGGCUUCUCGCAAUAUCUCAAAGGCCCUCCGUGGCCCUGCCCGCCAGCUUGCUUCCGCUCCCCGUGUUCAGCAGCGAACUUUCGUCUCUGCUGCUCGCGCUGCUGUCCGUGCUGGUGCUGUUGCCCGACCUGUUGCUGCUCCUAUCCAGCAGCAGGUUCGUGGUGUCAAGACCAUGGACUUUGCCGGCCACAAGGAGGACGUCUAUGAGCGUGCCGACUGGCCCCAAGAGAAGCUCCUUGAGUACUUCAAGAACGACACUCUGGCCCUCAUUGGUUACGGAUCUCAGGGUCACGGCCAGGGUCUUAACCUCCGUGACAACGGCCUUAACGUCAUUGUUGGUGUCCGAAAGAACGGAAAGUCCUGGAAGGACGCUGAGCAGGAUGGCUGGGUUGCCGGCAAGAACCUGUUCGAUGUCGACGAGGCCAUCUCCCGUGGUACCAUUGUCAUGAACCUUCUCUCUGAUGCCGCCCAGUCUGAGACUUGGCCCGCCAUCAAGCCCCAGCUCGUUGAGGGCAAGACCCUUUACUUCUCCCACGGUUUCUCCCCCGUCUUCAAGGACCUUACCAAGGUCGAGGUCCCCACCAACAUCGACGUCAUCCUCUGUGCCCCCAAGGGCUCUGGCCGAACCGUCCGAUCCCUCUUCCGUGAGGGCCGUGGUAUCAACUCCUCUUUCGCUGUCUUCCAGGACGUCACUGGCAAGGCCCAGGAGAAGGCUAUCGCUCUCGGUGUCGCCAUCGGCUCCGGUUACCUCUACCAGACCACCUUUGAGAAGGAGGUCUACUCUGACCUCUACGGUGAGCGUGGCUGUCUCAUGGGCGGUAUCCACGGUAUGUUCCUUGCUCAGUACGAGGUCCUCCGUGAGCGUGGCCACUCCCCCAGCGAGGCCUUCAACGAGACCGUUGAGGAGGCUACCCAGUCUCUCUACCCUCUCAUCGGUGCCAACGGUAUGGACUGGAUGUACGAGGCUUGCUCCACCACCGCCCGCCGUGGUGCCAUCGACUGGAGCCCCAAGUUCAAGGAUGCUCUGAAGCCCGUCUUCAACUCCCUCUACGACGCCGUCAAGGAUGGUUCCGAGACCAAGCGAUCUCUCGAGUACAACAGCCAGCCUGACUACCGUGAGAAGUACGAGGCCGAGAUGAAGGAGAUUCGCGAGCUCGAGAUCUGGCGCGCCGGCAAGGCUGUCCGCAGCCUCCGACCCGAGAACCAGAAGUAA